Messenger RNA from Cottoperca gobio, 2961 nucleotides. It is a transcript of the gene tescb, whose product is annotated as tescalcin b. Gene Ontology annotation, molecular function: calcium ion binding. The record is from RefSeq and is a predicted model, not a curated record. Bases 115 to 873 code for a protein of 252 amino acids. The transcript is spliced from 8 exons. Lineage: Eukaryota; Metazoa; Chordata; Actinopteri; Perciformes; Bovichtidae.
UGUAGUUGCGGAAGUGGCCUGCACCGUUUGCAGAGGAUGCGACCUGCCCGGUGACUGCGAAGAGAAGUGUGAGCUCGGUGUCCGUCAUACACACACUCGUGAAGGUGAAGAUGGAUGAAUGUGAGACGUGACCCGCUGAGAUCCCUUUCAAUUCCAACAGUUUCGGUUCAGUCCCGACUUGUCUCUGGUCCCGUUAAAUCCGGUGGAAGAUCUUCACGAGGUAUGGGUGCUCUACAGUCCUUACCUGGUAACCCAGAAUACCUUGAUCUGGCGGAAAAGACGGGCUUUUCAUUUGAGCAGAUUAAAAUCCUACAUAAAAGAUUCAAGCAGUUGAGCCACAACGAAGAAGCUCUGCAGAGAGAUCACUUUAACGCAAUCCCAGAUCUGGCAUGCAAUCCCAUCCGUUCGCAGAUCAUAGAGGCCUUCUUUGACAGAAGAAACUUUCGGCAGAAUGGCGAGGGUAUCGUGGAGGAGAUCCGCUUUGAGGAGUUUCUGCUGGUCAUGUCCCAUUUCAGGCCCCCGUCACUGCACAAGAUAGAGGAGCAGCGGGACAGCGUCAGGAGGGAGAAACUGAAAUUUAUAUUCAACAUGCAUGACACAGACAACGACGGGACGAUAACUCUCGAGGAAUACAGACACGUGGUGGAGGAGCUGUUAUCUCUCAGCGAGGGACUGGAGAAGGACACAGCCAAGAGCAUUGCUGAUGCUGCCAUGUUGGAGGUGGCCAGUAUUUCAAUGGGUCACAUGGAGCCUGAUGAGUUCUACGAGGGAAUCACAUUUGAGCAUUUCCUCAAGUUGCUGAAUGGCUUUGAGAUUGAAUCCAGAAUGAACAUUCGCUUUUUGAACAUGGACACGACGACCUUGUGUAAGUGAAGUUGGUACUAUGCAGUGACUUUGGGGAAACUGAAGACCUAUAAUUAAGGUUUUACUAUCUGUUGUUUCCAGUUUGUUGCUUGCGUUGAAUAAUAUGCCUUACUCAUGUUUUAAUAACUAUGCAAACUCAAUGAAAACAUGCAUACUGUAGAUGUAGUAGAAGUAGUUUAUUUGAUUGUUAGCAAUACUAUGAAAUAAUUAGUCAAAUAACAGUCGGCAUGUUAGCAGUUGGACUAAGCAAUAAUCAAUCCAUGUCUGGAGAGUCCGACUCUAUGCAUGACAAUAUUGAUGCCUUUUUAAAAACAGGUUAAUGCCAUAAAUCAAUAACUCUUAAUAAUCAGGGAUAUAAAGGUUUGUCUUUAAAUAUAUUUACAUGUGUCUAAUAAUAGCAAUACAACCAUUUGAAAUGGCUUUUAUUAACAAAUAUGACACUUGGUGCAUGCUCUGCACUCGACAAUAAAAACCCCAUGAACCAGAUCUGACUUCAGCUCAGGGUGUGUCUUUCUGAUUAAAAAGGAAAAUGGGAGUGUUGGCAUGCAAGAUUAAAAGCUUUAAAGGUAGUAUCUGAUCCGUCCAUAUUCAAGAACGACUUACGGAUUCACCUAAGAAAGAUCAUUGUAUAUUUUUUAAAACCACACGCAUGAUAAUGCGUCACAGAGACACUCGGAUAUAGUUUUGUGUAUUGAAAAUGUUGCCACCCUUAAAACUGAGGAUCUUCUGUAUUUCAACUUAUAAUACAACAAAACUUCAGCAGCUUCAUCAGAAGUUUGAAUAACUUUAUAUCCACGUUUAACAUUUCAAGCUAAACUUACAGAACGUUCUCAAUUCUCGUUUCGAAAGCUCCUAUCAGUCAACUAUAACUCCGACCCUUUGGUGUGAUAAAUACGUAACUUUAUUAGCAACAACAUUAAGAACAGUAAUCUCGUAUAACCGUAAGGUUCAAAGCCCAUUACAGCAAAGUGGGAUACAAAGGAAAAACAUAAACAUGAAAGCAAUGUAAGAAGAAAUGGACUAAUGUUAUCAACACCUGUUUAUCUUCUGGUGUUACUGUACAGACAGGUAUUGACCCUUAGUGUGUUGUGUGAUGUUCAGCAUCACUUCUUUCUUAUAAAAGCAUAUUUCCUGUGAAUGCCAAGUGAUAGACUGUCUCUAGAAUGUCCAAAGAUAUGCGUCAGUACUUCUGAGGCACUUCAUACUUCAAUGUAUUCAGUCACGGCUGUAUGCUGCCCCCCGCAGGUUAAAACAUGUAGAGCAUGUUGAAUGAUAAUGAACCUUUCUACGUCAUUUCUACCUUUGUUUAGUAGUAACUCAUGAAAACUGUAAUGCUUUUCAACCUGGGACAUGUUAGGUCAUUGUUGUUGCAGGUGCUCAUCAAUUGAAUCAUUUAGGCUUUUAUUUUUGUAAAUCUGUCCACGGUUUGAAAUAAAAUAUGACAUGUUUGUAGUUCAUAUUUGUAAUCGUGACCUUGUGUUCAUUGGUGGAGAGUCGCAUCGUAUUUCAAUCUGCUCUUCAGUUUUACGAUCUUUCUUUGGUUCUGUGGAGAAUUGUGUUAAAGCAGCCGGUUUAUAAUGUAUCAAAACACCGUAUACCGCAUAAAACAACUAUUUGAAUGUAUAACAUUUGUUCAACUUGAUUUCUUACUUUUGUUUGUUUGAAUUUAGAUCUGAUUUCUCUGAAUUCAAAAAGUUAAUAGAAUAGAUAGGAGACAUUGUUUAUGUGCAUAGUUACAGUUAAUUAAGCUUUGAUGAGAGGAGACAAGGUCGGUCUUUGCUUCAGACUGAAAUAUUUCCACUACUAUUGGGUGGAUUGCCAUGAAACUUGCUACAGAUAUUCACUAAAGAAGCACCUGAUCCUUUGAAUUGAUCCUUUGAAUUGUCCUUCUAGCGCCACCAGCAGGUCAAAGUGUUAAUGUAUUCAGUGAAAUAUCUAAAUCAGAUGGAUUGGCAGACAUUGGUGGUUACCAGAUGAUGUAUCCUCAUGAUUUUGUUAAUCCACUGACAUGUUCUCUAGCGCCACCAUGAGGUGGAAAUCUUUGUUUAUUUGAAAUUCUGAAAUAUUAAAUGGAUUGCCAUACAAUUUGAAUUGUAA